UAGGUGGCGCUUUACCUAGCUAGACUGUAUAAAGACGCUCCGCGCAAUUUUGAUAAUUAGGAGUGAAAAUAAUAAUCUAAAUCAAAGUUACUAUACACCAUUUUAAUUGUAAGGACAUGGACCUCUAAUCAGUGAAUUCGAUUCGUAAACAAUAAGGCUGCAGUGAGUGUUAUUAGCAAAUAAAUUCUCCAAAAAUCUGCUUUUUUCUUCACUAAGACAAUGUCGCUUGAAAAUAGAAAAAUCUGUGGUGGCUGUUUCGAGCCGAUUGAAGAUAGUCGAAGAUGGCUAGCGUGCCACCUCUGCAAGGAGUUCUUCGACCUGAAGUGCGCCGGGGUUACCGAAAGGCGCUUCCACGGCACGCUGGUUGGUGAGCGCAGGAAUGCGUGGAGGUGCGUCACAUGCGUCAGUAGGCAGCCCAAGAGGGACAACACUGAGACGCCCGUCCGCGCUGCUGCGGACGGCGUUAUGGUGCGGAGGGGGGCCGCCACCAUGAGCCCCACUUGUCUCGACGCCUCAAUGCUAGAGCAGGCCAGUCAGGAGAAUCCGAACGCUACUGCACUGAAUAUUACUAUGGAAGUGACGGAUGUGCAGGCGCUCUUCUUGGAGAUCAGGCAACUUCGCGAGGAGAUGCGCGACGAGUUCAGAUCCGUUCGGGCCCAGAUCGACACACUGAUCGGCAGAGUCUCACUGUGCGAGCACAGAGUCGACGCUCACGACGAACGCCUGGGUGACAUCGAGCGAAGACUCGAGGCCGUGGAGUCCCGUCAGGCGUCGAUCAGCUCGGCGCCCGGGUCGGAGACACUCACGCAGAUGGAGCGGACGAUAUCGGAGCUCAAGCUGGAACUCAACGAGCGGGACCAGGAGGCGCUCGUCGCCGACUUGGAGAUCGGCCACCUCCCGGAGGAGAAGGGGGAGAACGUCCUCCACAGCGUCGCCGUGCUCGCCGGGCGCCUGGGCGUGGCGCUGGACGAGCGGGACGUGGUGUUCGCGGAGCGCGUGGGCGCGCCGCCGGCCGAGGCGGGCGGGCGCGCGCGCCGCGUGGUGGUGCGGCUGACGCGCCGCCACCUGCGCGACGAGCUGCUGCGCGCCGCUCGCGUGCGCCGCGGGCUGGCCGGCGAGGGCGGCGCGCGUGUGUUCAUCAACGAGCGCCUGACGCGCUCCAACCGUCAGCUAUUCCACCGGGUGCGCGAGGAAUGCCGCAGGUUGCAGUGGAGGUACUCUUGGACAAGGCGUGGGCGCAUAUUCGCUCGCAAGAGCGACGGUGCGCAAGUGUUUCAACUCCGGUCGCUAGGAGAUCUUGAGCGGGUGUUUGGUUCAUCGUCAAUAUGA
This is a messenger RNA of Ostrinia nubilalis (European corn borer), 1329 nucleotides long. RefSeq lists its product as uncharacterized. The transcript is spliced from 2 exons. NCBI's taxonomy places the organism in Eukaryota, Metazoa, Arthropoda, Insecta, Lepidoptera, Crambidae. Bases 220 to 1329 code for a protein of 369 amino acids. The record is from RefSeq and is a predicted model, not a curated record.